GGUCACGUACGGGACGACGCAGAGCCUGCCGGGAGCUCGGUGCGCAAUGGCGACGCCCAGCCUGCGGGGUCGCUUACCGCGGCUGGGGAACCCGCGGAAGCCUAUACUGAAGCCCAACAAGCCCCUCAUUCUAGCUAACCGUGUUGGGGAACGACGCCGGGACAAGGGCGAGGCGACUUGUAUCACAGAGAUGUCGGUGAUGAUGGCGUGUUGGAAGCAGAAUGAAUUCCGCGACGAAGCGUGCAGAAAAGAGAUCCAGGAUUUCUUCGACUGUGCUUCUAGGGCUGAGGGGGCCCGAAAGAUGAGAUCAAUCCAGGAUACAGGAGAAUCUGGGAAUUUACCCCCCAUGAAACUCAAUAAGUUGUUACAGAGAUUUCCUAACAAAUCUCAUGUCAGUUGAAAAUGGAGAAGCAUUUUCUAUGACUGGACUGUAGCUACUGAGAACUAUGCAGAGGUGUUUUAGAGACGUUUGCACUGCCAUGCUCUAUUUGAAAGGUGAAAGGAGGCAAGAUAUCUUUUCAUCUUUUGUAAUCAUUGUCAGGGUGGAAGUUAUGCUUUAUCUUGAAAUAAAAUCCUCUGAAGAGAAGUU
Messenger RNA from Mustela erminea (ermine), 589 nucleotides. It is a transcript of the gene CHCHD1, whose product is annotated as coiled-coil-helix-coiled-coil-helix domain containing 1. The record is from RefSeq and is a predicted model, not a curated record. Gene Ontology annotation, biological process: mitochondrial translation. The coding region runs from base 47 to 400 and encodes 117 amino acids. Lineage: Eukaryota; Metazoa; Chordata; Mammalia; Carnivora; Mustelidae. Gene Ontology annotation, cellular component: mitochondrial ribosome; nucleoplasm; mitochondrion. Gene Ontology annotation, molecular function: RNA binding. The transcript is spliced from 3 exons.